GUACAUUCGACCAUUAAAUUCUGCAAGCGGGAUCCGAAAUGGUCCCAUGAGAAGGCCUUCAAUCUUUCAUAUCUUCCACCGCCUGGAACACAGAAAACCAAUGUGGACCAUGAAGACAUAGAUGUAACGAUACACGAUAUUCGGCCACGAAAGGACUCCCUGAGCCUUGGUCGCGAAGGAUUCCAAAUUCUGGAUCUGGAGAGUAAACUUGAGUACGAGGAUUUCUUCGAUCAAGAAAAGGUGCAAAGCAUCUUUGCCGUGGAACUGCGGGAGGUGCUUCUGAAAUCCCUCGGAGCAAGCGGCGUGCUCAUGUUGGUACGUGAGGGAGAUCAACCUAUCACUACCGCUCACGAAAAGACAGAUUAUACCAUCGACCAAGUGCGUUCUCUUAUCGAAGAGAUCUCGGGCACUUUGCUGUCACCCAAAGUUCGCGUCCAAGCUGUCAACGUUUGGAAGCCCCUCAAAGGGCCUGUUCGCGACUGGCCUCUUGCACUUUGCGAUGCGAGUACAUUGAAUCCUUCGGAGGACCUCCAGGAGAUUGAUGCGGUAUUUCCAACAGGCUUUCUUGAAGGCUACACAGUACACUACAGCAAAGGCCAGAGAUGGUGCUACAUAUCCGACCAAAAGCCCUCGGAGAUGUGGCUUUUCAACAUCGCUGACAGUGCUUCGAGUGUACCCGGUAAA
Messenger RNA from Pseudocercospora fijiensis CIRAD86, 684 nucleotides. RefSeq lists its product as uncharacterized. Gene Ontology annotation, molecular function: oxidoreductase activity. Lineage: Eukaryota; Fungi; Ascomycota; Dothideomycetes; Mycosphaerellales; Mycosphaerellaceae. The annotation marks the transcript as partial. The transcript has 3 exons. The record is from RefSeq and is a predicted model, not a curated record.